Molecule: messenger RNA, 780 nt
Organism: Eremothecium gossypii ATCC 10895
Lineage: Eukaryota; Fungi; Ascomycota; Saccharomycetes; Saccharomycetales; Saccharomycetaceae
Gene: ARO7
Product: chorismate mutase ARO7
Exons: 1
Coding region: 1-780 (259 amino acids)
Biological process (GO): aromatic amino acid biosynthetic process; chorismate metabolic process
Cellular component (GO): cytoplasm
Molecular function (GO): chorismate mutase activity
Source: RefSeq, marked provisional
AUGGACUUUCUGGACCCAAAAAGCGUGUUGAACCUCGACCACAUCAGGCAUGAGCUGGUGCGGAUGGAGGACACCAUUAUCUUCAAUUUCAUCGAGCGGUCGUACUUCCCUACGUGCCCAGUUGUCUACCACGCCAACCACGAGCGGCUGCCGCUCCCCGACUUCGACGGGUCAUUUUUGGACUGGGCGCAUAUGCAUAUGGAGAUGACACAGUCCCAGCUGCGCAGAUUUGAGGCGCCCGACCAGGUUCCGUUCUACCCGGGGAGUAUCCUGCCGCCGAUCCUGCCGCCAGUGCAGUACCCGAAGCUGCUGGCCCCUUACGCGCCGCAGAUCAACUACAAUGAUCGGAUAAAGGCGAUAUACCUCGAUAGCGUUGUGCCUCUAGUGUCGCUGGGGGAAGGCACCUCAUGGGAAAAUCUUGGUUCUGUCACCAGCUGCGACAUCGACUGUCUGCAGGCGCUGAGCAGGAGGAUACACUUUGGCAAGUUCGUGGCUGAGGCCAAGUUCCAGCUCGAGCCGGAGAAGUACACGGCGCUGAUCAAGAAUCGCGACGUUGACGGCAUAAUGGACAGCAUAACCAACAAAUUCGUCGAAGAUAAGAUCUUGAAAAGGUUGCAGGCAAAGGCGACGGUAUACGGCGUCGAUCCGCUGGACAGAAAUUGCAGCAAGAGGGUGACCCCAGAGUAUUUGGCAAAGAUUUACAAGGAAUAUGUAAUUCCGAUCACGAAGGAGGUGGAAGUCGAGUACCUGCUGAGAAGGCUAGAGGGCGAGGACCUGUAA